CCAUGUCGGACUACGUAUCGGCGUCCUUCAUCAAGGACCUCCUCACCGAGUGCCCAAUAUGUACAAAACACUUUGAUGAGGCCAGACGGACACCUCGUCGUAUGCCCUGCUGUGUACAGUCAAUAUGUCAGGCUUGUCUAGAGACGCACAGCAAAGGACUCCUAACGUUAUCAUGUCCCAUGUGUCGACAGCAACAUAAUCUGGCGGGUGGCGUGAAGUCUCUGCCCAAAGAGCCUAUCAUCCAAAGAAUCCUGGAUCAUCUGAAGAUUGUGAAAGGUCUCCAUCUGCCAUGUACAGAUUGUCCUGAUGGUAACCCUGCCAUGUCCAGAUGUGAUGACUGCUGCGUCUUCCUGUGCCAAGAAUGUAUAAAUGCCCACAAAAGACUUCAGUCUAUGCGAGAUCACAAAACUGUCAGUUUUGAUGACAUGAGGGAACGACCAGCUGAGAGCUUCUGUCGCCUCCAUAAGUGUACACAACAUCACCAGCCUCUACAGUUCUACUGCCACACUUGUGACCAGGCCGUCUGUGUGUCUUGCACAGUAGUGGAACAUGAUAAAGGGAGUGGGCACAACGUUGUGUCUGUUGAAAACGCACAUGAAAGUAAGGCUGCUGAAAAUGAAGACGUCUUGCAGAGAUUAGAUGAGAAAGGCAAAGCUCUUGAAAAAGCAGCUGAAGAUCUACAAAAGAAAUGUGACAACAUAAAGUCAACAAGAAGCACUGCCAAAGAUGAUAUCAACAAAGCCUUCACCAAUCUGAUGGAGGCAUUGCAGCAAAGGAAGACUAUCAUGUUGUCAGAAGUUGAUAGAAGGUCAGAUGAAGCUCUGAAGCCAGCAGAGGAGGCAUUGGAUUCCACAGUAACGCUGCUGACUAAAGUGAAGUCUUCUACAGAAUACACGAGACAGAUGAGAGGCAAAGCUGACAAGAUAGAGGAUCUACAAGUGAUGGGAUCUUCAGCUGCCUCUUUGAAUUCCAUCUUGGCGGAGAUACCUAAAGAUGUUGGGUUUGCCAGGAUUGGAAUCAGCUUCGUUUCUGCAUGUUUCCAGAAAAUAACAUCAUUGAUGCAGAUAGCUGGCAUUGUGCGAGUAGUAUCAUUUUCACCUGCUCAGAGACCUGACGACGUCCCUUUGAACAGGAUAUACAAUUCAAUCACUCUGGACCAAGGUACUUUGGAACAAGCAGCAGCAGCAGAACAUAUGAACCUGGAGCAUGUAGGAGGAGGUAGAAUGUAUUAUGCUGACCCGGAGUGGGACAGCAGCACUGCCAAUGCACAGCUGACGGUGUCGGGUUCUGUUGUCACAAAUGAAAAGCCUGUUCAUCCUCCUCCAGCCUCGAGUUGCCGCCUGCAAUCAAACCGUCGUGUUCUUGCGUCAACACCUCUAGUUGUCGGGAAAGGUCAACGCAUCAUGUGUGCCAUGAGGGUCACAUUCUCUGUCAUAAAGCCAGUAGAAAAAGACAAAGUUAUCUUCGAGGUAGCUUUUACUCACAGUCCUAUUGAAGCUAACACACUUCAACCAGUAGGAUUGAGUGUAACCAUAGUAACCUGUUCGAAUCAUGACGAGUACCUCUGUAUCAGGGUGGAAUACAAUGGGAAAUACCUAAGAGACAACACCCUAACUCCAAACAAGUCUGAUAUACUACACACUCUGGAUAUCUGUUUCAUACUCGAUGAAGCCAAAAACACAAUCCAUGUCCUUGACGUAAGUCACCUGAGAGUCGUCGCGAAGGUUCCUGAGGUUAUGUUUAGAGAUCCACUGUGGCUGGUGAUGUACAGUGGGCUUAAGCGUAACACACGCGUGUCCUGUGAGUUAUCGCCAAAGAGAGAAAUAGAUUUUGAAGACAAAAUAAAAAACCUACUCUCAGAGUAACGGUGACUGACCAACUGAUUAACAGGGAAAUCUUCAUUUGUUCGAUCAUUGUACCAGUGUGCAUCAAGUGACAAAUUGAACACUGGUUUAACUUGUGUAAAUAUGGUUAUCACAUGAAAACAUUUACUUAUGAGAAACUCAGAUCGCCAGAGUUUCAUUUAUAUUAUUCACACUACUACUGUGUUUGUGUGAAACAAAUUAGCAAAAUCAUAAUGACAAGUUUUAUUGCUGGAAUCAUGGUUGAGCUAUCGCCGAAAUGUUUGUAACUCACAUGCUGACUUUGUUGAGUUAACUAUGUCACCCUUAGGUUGUUCUUAUAGUCUUACAAUGAUUAUGUUAUAUACUUAAGCUACACACAUAAUGCCAACAUUUCUCUAUGCUUAAUUUGCUUUCAAGCUUUUACAAAUUUACACCUAUUUGGAUCAGUAGUAUAAGAAAUUGACUGAUUGAAUGUGUAACUGUGGAUUGAAUGGCUUGUGUAUUAUCUGUAUCUUAAUUAUGAAUGUAUUAACCGUGAAUAAUGUUUUGCUUACUGUUGCUGACUGUUUCUCAAAAAGUUACUUUUCUCAAUAAAAGCCAUAUUCUUAUCAUAUCCAGUAGUUAAAUAAACUUAUAUAGUCGGAGGAAGAGUAGUCAGGAGCUGUCUAUGAUAUUUGACAAACAUUUUUUUAUUAUGCUUGAAAGUUCUAUAUUAUAUAAAUGAGAUUCUUAGACAGAUACAUAUACAUACACAUAUACAUAUAGCAUCGAACAUCCCACUGACAUUCUGUAAUAACCGACCUUUGUUCAUAAGUAAAUUCUAGGUAAUAUGUUAAAUAAUUUCUUACAAUGAUGGUCACAGCUGAAGAUGAUUAUAUGUAAAGACCUCUGUUUCUGAUUACUUGGCAUACACGAUAUUUUCUCUCAAAACUGUAAGGGGUAUGAUUUUUCAUAUUUUUUAAAUGUUUUCUGAAAAGGAUAGUAGGUUGAAUGAAAUAAAGAAAGAAAUAGAAAAAUGAUUUUUAGAACCACAAAGGAAAGAGUUACUUGUUUUCUAAAUUGACCUGCAUGAAGUUUUAUAUAUCACUGAUAUUUUGUACUGUAGAUAUUACUAAAUAAAACUGUACAGAUUUUA
Messenger RNA from Haliotis rufescens (red abalone), 2979 nucleotides. RefSeq lists its product as uncharacterized. The record is from RefSeq and is a predicted model, not a curated record. Gene Ontology annotation, biological process: positive regulation of DNA-templated transcription. The transcript is spliced from 3 exons. Gene Ontology annotation, cellular component: chromatin; nucleoplasm. NCBI's taxonomy places the organism in Eukaryota, Metazoa, Mollusca, Gastropoda, Lepetellida, Haliotidae. Gene Ontology annotation, molecular function: zinc ion binding; ubiquitin-protein transferase activity. Bases 3 to 1865 code for a protein of 620 amino acids.